AUGCCGGACAAUUUGUCCGGGUUUUGUGCCAGGUGUCUGUGGUUGGGUGAUGGCGGUGUUUUCACGUCUGAAGAAAGUGGAGGUGGGCAGGAGUAUCGUGGUCGACGGCGGCCGGGUGGUGCGUUGCCGGAUGGGUGGGAAUUCUUCAAAGAGUUUCAGCGUCCCAUCUGGUUCGUGAUGAGGGGGCAAGACGACGAAGGCGUCGUAGGCGACUAUGUAUUAGGCUGGCUGACCAUGAAGUGUCCCCUAGACCGCGUGUUCGAGACAGCCCUCAAGUCCAAACAGGAAGAAUUCUCCACCAAGUCAACCGCGCAGUGCACCGUCCCUACCCAUAGAGCAGAACGGCGAGAAGCCGAAAAGCGACGCACAUGUUUCUACCGAUAUUUCGACUUGCUCGAAGCUGGCCAGCUGAGCAGACAUAUUCAAACCAAGCUUGGUGGAGCCCGAACCAAGUUUGUAAACGAAACCAAAUUUGGAACUGGAGCCAAGUGCAAUAAAACAAUGGAAGGUGAGGCUAUGGUAAAUGAUGAGGCCGUGGGACAGUGGAGCGGGACGGUGGGUCGGCCGGCGCUGGUAGCAUUGAUAAAUUUGUGCGCGACCCCGCGGUAUUAUGACCCGGAGGAUCUGGGGUCGAUAGAUUACCGCUGGUUUAAAUUCGAUGGUGGCGGUCACGUGUUACGGGAGCGGGAGAUCCGGCGGUUCUACGAGCUGUUCCUGGGCAUUUUACUGACCCGGGGAGUUUUCAUCCCGCAGCCGUUCGGGCGACCAUCCGAUUGGCUACAUGACCCAGCAGUACUCAAACAGCAACUCAGUCGGCUACCUCAACACCCCAUUGCAGCCAUCCACUGUACCCAUGGAGUCAACCGCACUGGCUAUUGCACACUCCUGCUCCUCUGCGCUUUCGGACUCCGCGAUCUCCAAACCGGACUCGACAUCUUCUUCAAGGCCCGCGGACACGAUAUCAAUAAAGACGUCUUCAUAGAACAUAUCCGCGAUAAGUUCUUUGCAAACUCCUCUCCUCAUACAGACAACUACACCCAUCACAUACUUGGUGAGUCUUGUUUUUUUACGCUCUAA
Molecule: messenger RNA, 1077 nt
Organism: Gregarina niphandrodes
Lineage: Eukaryota; Apicomplexa; Conoidasida; Eugregarinorida; Gregarinidae
Exons: 1
Coding region: 1-1077 (358 amino acids)
Biological process (GO): dephosphorylation
Molecular function (GO): phosphatase activity
Source: RefSeq, a predicted model, not a curated record